UGUGAGAAACGUUGUUUCUUGGAACAGUUUGAUUACUUGUUACGAGCAGAAUGGUCCUGCAAGGGAAGCAGUGGAAGUGUUUGUGAGGAUGAUGGAUUGUGGGUUCAAGCCGGACGAGUUGACUUUAGCGAGUGUGAUGGAGGGUAGUUUUGCGGAUGAGCUUUACUCAGAAAGUUUACAGCUAUCAAAAAUGCAAUUGGAUUCCGCAUCGAAUGUCACCAGUAAACAAAGUGGUUUAGAUGAUCAUGGUAAGGUUCAGUUGUCGGUUGACGAUGGAUCUUCAUGGUAUGGUUCUGAUGACGAAGUGAAUGAAGCAUCUGAUAUGGACAAGGAAUGGCAGAGGAGACAUGACCAAUUCUAUACGAUGGGAUACCGUGAUGGUCUUAUAGCAGGAAAGGAAGCUUCUUCUCAGGAGGGAUUUAAUAUUGGCUUUAAGCAAUCAGUCCUUGUCGGUUACAACUGGGGUCUUGUGAGAGGCGUUACAAGUGCUUUGGCUUCCCUUCCAGAUGGUAUAAGGGAGAAGUUGACUGAAACUGAAGAACAAAGAACUCGGUUUCAGGGGUUGUAUGAAUCUGUUCAUUCCCUUUCUACAACAGAUGCCCUUAGGUUGUUUAACGAUGAAAUCACAAGUAAAAAAGAUAGAGAACAAAUUGCAAGUUCAGAGACUAGUUCCUUUCAAGUUGAAACUGUUUCGGAAGAGCAAAGAGUAGACCAUAGAGGUCUAGGAGUUUACUCUGCAAAGCUCCGUUCACUUAUUUCGGAGUCUCCUGGAAUCAAAGUCAAUAUUCCCUGUGCCUGCAGCAAUGUUGAUCCCAAUAACACCAAUAAUAACCCCAUGUCAGAAUCUGCCCCAGAAGUUGUCCUCCUCAACCACAGCCACAACACCACCACCUUUGCUCAUGAAGAAAACUUCAAUAGGCUCUCCAUGGAAGAAGAGCUCUCUAAUUACUACCACAACACCGCCAUGGAAAUUGAGCAAUUUGAGAAUGAGACGGACCAAUUUAAUACCAGCAACCCUCAUUUGGUCAAUCCCUUUGAGACUCACCAAGCUACAAAUUGGGACAAUAAUGAUGAAAUGCAACAACAAUCAUCAUCACCUGAUAUGCUCAGCCUUUUUUACUCGCCCUCCUCUUCUGUGCUCCCACACUCCUCCAUUACCUUCACUAACCCCAAGAACCUGGGAGGUUGUUUCCCAGGGUCUUUCGGGUAUGGGGCCCUGCUGGAGCCCCCAUCUGGGGCGGCGGUCUCUUCGGUCAUGUAUGACCCAAUGAUCCACCUGAACCAGCAACCUCCGCAGUCGCAGCCGCCUCUGUUCAGGGAGCUGCUUCAGUCCCUGCCACAUCGAUACAACUUGGGUGGGCCCAGUAAUGGGUCUAUUUUAUUUAGCAAUGGUAGGAAUGAGGAAGAGCAUGGGAGUAGGCAAUUGUUUGAGAAUGGAGUAAUGGAGUUUUCUAAAGAGAUGAAGCCAUGUGGAAGAGGAAGAGGAAGAGGUAGAGGUGGGAAUAAAGGGACCAAGUUGACUGAGCACGAAAGGAGAGUCAAGACCAAUCGUCAGUAUACUGCUUUGAGGGAAUUGGUUCCGAAUCCAACCAAGUCUGAUCGAGCUUCUAUAGUGGGAGAUGCCAUUGAUUACAUACAAGAGCUCAGGAGGACUGUGAGUGAGCUGAAGCUGCUGGUGGAGAAGAAAAGGUAUGCGAGAGAGAGGAGCAAGAGGCACAAAACUGAGAAAGACAUUGUUGCCGGAGACAACGAUGAGAGCUGUAACAUGAAGCCUCUUGGUGACCCUGAUCAUGACCACUCCAACAAUGAGUCUCUGAGGAGUUCAUGGCUUCAAAGGAAGUCCAAAGACACUGAGGUUCUUGAUGAGUUACUGCUUGAACUCCAUCAUGCUUCAGGUGGACACAUUGGGAAUUCAUACAGUUUUUUGUUCAACACCAAGAUGUAUGAAGGGUCUUGUUUGUAUGCAAGUGCCAUUGCCAACAAGCUCAUCGAGGCUCUGGACAGACAAUAUGCAGCAAUUCCCCCUACCAAUAAUUCGGCAAUGACGAGGGUCUACGGCACCGGCGCGUACGAUUUCAAGCGUCACCACGUCGCCGAGUACCCGGUUGGCGACAAGCCGGUCGAGGCCAAGCCCGGCGCCGCGCUCCCGAGCUCGAUUACCUUGUCGGAGAUUCAGCGCGAUCAGCUCACCGUGAUUGCCGCCGCGAACUGGUCCAGGGUCGGCGACGCCAAGGAGAAGAAGCCGGCGUUUGAUCCGGAGCUGGUGAAGAGGAUUUACGAGACGGAGCUUCGUGUGAAGGAGGGGGAGAGGAAGACGGUGCCGUUGCAGAGAGUCAUGAUUUUGGAGGUCAGCCAGUACUUGGAGAACUAUCUGUUCCCGAAUUUUGAUGCCGAAACGGCCACGUUUGAGCAUGUUAUGUCUAUGAUUCUUAUGGUCAAUGAGAAGUUUCGAGAGAAUGUGGCUGCUUGGGUGUGCUUUUAUGACCGGAAAGAUGCGUUUAAGGGAUUCCUUGGAAGGGUUCUUGGGCUUAAAUCGAGUUUGGAAGAUGAGAUAGUCAGUGAGACUGUCCUUAGAUUGGCAAGUUUCCAAUCCUGGCACAGUUUGUCGUAUGGUCGUUUUCAGAUGGAGCUUGGUUUAAAUUCAGAUUUGAUCAAGAAAUGGAGAAGGAUGGUAAAGAGGGAAGCUGCAAAACAUGGAGAGUCUUUUAACCCAUCAACUGCACUUGAAGUACAGUUCUUAAGAAAUCUCAUUGAAGAGUUCCUAGAGAUACUUGAUUCCAAAGUCUUACGGCCAAAUCAUGGUGUCAACGGAGAGGAUCAACUUCUUGAUGUUAAUGGAAUGGAACACGUUGAUGAUGCUUGUGUUUUGUACUGUGAGAGGUUUGUGGAAUUUCUUAUUGACCUCUUGAGCCAGCUACCAACAAGGAGGUACUUGAGGCCACUUGUAGCGGAUGUUGCUGUUGUUCCCAAAUGCCACUUGAGUGCUUUGUAUAGACAUGAAAAGGGGAAGCUCUUUACCCAACUUGUCGACUUGCUACAAUUUUAUGAAGGGUUUGAGAUAAAUGAUAAUGUUGGGAAACAAUUGACUGAUGAUGAAGUGCUCCAAUCUCAUUAUGAUCGCGUACAAUCUUUCCAGCUGCUUGCUUUUAAAAAGAUUCCUAAGUUGAAAGAGCUUGCAUUGGCUAACAUUGGUUCAAUUGACAACCGAAAUGAUCUUACCAAGAGAUUGUCUGUACUUUCUCCUGAAGAAUUGAAGGAUUUGGUUUGCUCAAAGUUGAAGCUGAUUUCUAAGAAUGAUCCUUGGUCAUCCAGGGUUGAUUUCCUUACUGAAGUGAUGGUUUCCUUUUUCAAGAGGCAACAGUCUCAAAAAGAGAAAAUAAAUGCUCUUCCACUGUAUCCAAAUGAGCUGAUCAUGUGGGAUGAAAGCCUUGUGCCAAGCAUUAAUUACUCUGGAGAAGGUUGUCUGGCUCUUCCAAAACUUAAUCUACAAUUCUUGACGCUGCAUGAUUAUCUCCUGAGAAAUUUUGAUCUCUUCCGUCUUGAAUCAACAUAUGAGAUUCGUGAGGAUAUUCAAGAGGCUGUGCCACAUCUUAAUGCCUGCAUUAAUAAUGAGGGAGAAACUGUUUUCCGUGGUUGGUCAAGGAUGGCUGUGCCGAUUAAAGAAUUUAAGAUCAGUGAGGUAAAACAGCCAAAUAUUGGAGAAGUUAAGCCAGCUGCUGUGACAGCUGAAAUCACUUAUAGUAUAUCCAGUUAUAAAGCACAGGUGCGAUCAGAAUGGAAUGCUCUUAAAGAGCAUGAUGUUCUAUUUUUACUUUCUAUACGCCCUUCCUUUGAGCCUCUAAGCGCAGAAGAGGGUGCUAAGGCUAGUGUGCCUCAGAAGCUUGGUCUUCAAUAUGUACGGGGUUGUGAAAUCAUUGAGGUUCGUGAUGAGGAAGGAACUCUAAUGAAUGAUUUCACUGGAAGAAUUAAACGGGAUGAGUGGAAGCCUCCAAAAGGAGAAUUGAGAACUUUGACUGUUGCUUUGGAUACUGCACAAUACUACAUGGAUGUCAGCAACACUGCUGCAAAGGGUGCAGAAGAUGUUUAUGGGACAUUCAAUAUUUUGAUGAGAAGAAAGCCCAAGGAAAAUAAUUUCAAAGCAAUUUUAGAAUCUAUUAGAGAUCUUAUGAAUGAAUAUUGUAUUGUUCCUGACUGGUUGCACAAAACAUUUCUGGGGUAUGGUAAUCCUUCUGCCGCACAAUGGACUAAUAUGCCAGAUCUCUUAGAAACAGUAGAUUUUAAGGAUACUUUCCUUGAUGCGGACCAUCUGAGGGAGUGUUUUCCAGACUAUCAGGUAUUCUUUGUGAGUCCAGAUGGUACAGAAAAUAUGGAUCCAAGGCCUCCUUUUCGAGUAAGGCUUCCCAAGACGAUCAAAAGCAGCACUAAUGCUCUUGCAGGCAAUAAGAAAGCAAAGAUGAGUUCUAUGAGUGAUGUCCCCAUUGAGGACUCUGAUAAGGGGAACGAAAAAUUUGUUGUUGAAGCAUACACCCCUCCUGACCCAGGUCCAUAUCCCCAAGACCAGCCAAGGCAGAACUCAGUUAGGUUUACACCCACUCAGGUUGGAGCAAUCCUCUCAGGUAUUCAGCCAGGACUAACAAUGGUUGUGGGUCCACCUGGUACGGGAAAGACUGAUACAGCUGUGCAAAUUCUGAAUGUUCUGUAUCAUAAUUGUCCAUCUCAGAGAACUUUGAUAAUAACUCACUCGAACCAGGCUCUGAAUGACCUUUUUGAAAAGAUAAUGCAGAGGGAUGUACCUGCACGCUAUCUUCUUCGACUUGGGCAAGGAGAACAAGAGCUAGCAACUGAUCUUGACUUCAGUCGGCAAGGCCGUGUCAAUGCCAUGCUUGUGAGGCGGUUGGAGUUGCUUAGUGAAGUGGAGAGGCUGGCAAGAUCUCUCCAAUUGCCUGAGGAUGUUGGUUAUACAUGUGAAACUGCUGGAUACUUUUGGUUGCUUCAUGUAUACUCGCGCUGGGAGCUAUUCCUGGCUGCUUGUAACGAAAAUAAAAAUAAACAGUCAUUUGUUAAAGAUCGAUUUCCUUUCAAGGAAUUCUUCUCCGACUCUCCAAAGCCGGUUUUUACUGGUGAGUCAUUCGAGAAAGAUAUGCGAGCAGCUAAGGGUUGCUUUCGUCAUCUAAAGACUGUGUUUCAGGAGCUUGAAGAGUGUAGGGCUUUUGAGUUACUGAAGUCUACAGCUGAUCGAGCAAACUACUUGAUGACUAAGCAGGCAAAGAUAGUAGCCAUGACAUGCACUCACGCAGCUCUGAAGAGGAAGGAUUUCCUCCAGUUAGGUUUCAAGUAUGAUAACUUGCUAAUGGAAGAAAGUGCUCAAAUUUUGGAGAUCGAAACUUUUAUUCCAAUGUUGCUCCAGAGGCAAGAAGAUGGUUAUGCACGGCUUAAACGUUGCAUCCUGAUUGGUGAUCAUCACCAGUUGCCUCCUGUUGUCAAGAAUAUGGCCUUUCAAAAGUAUAGCCAUAUGGACCAGAGUCUCUUUACAAGGUUUGUUCGUUUGGGCAUUCCUUACAUUGAACUUAAUGCCCAAGGUAGGGCCAGGCCAAGUAUAGCCAAACUUUACAACUGGAGGUAUAGAGAAUUGGGAGACCUUCCCUAUGUAAAGCAAGAUGCCAUUUUCAAAAGAGCAAAUUCUGGAUUCUCCUUUGAAUAUCAGUUGGUGGAUGUACCAGAUUACCAUGACAGAGGUGAGUCUGCCCCAUCACCUUGGUUCUACCAAAAUGAGGGAGAAGCUGAAUAUGUUGUCAGUGUGUAUAUUUACAUGCGUCUACUUGGGUAUCCUGCAAACAAGAUAUCAAUAUUGACCACUUAUAAUGGCCAGAAGCUUUUAAUCCGUGAUGUUAUUAACAGACGAUGUGCUCCGUACGACUUCAUAGGCCCUCCCAGCAAGGUGACCACAGUUGACAAAUUUCAGGGUCAGCAGAAUGAUUUUAUAUUGCUCUCUCUGGUGCGUACUCGCUUUGUGGGUCACCUUCGUGAUGUUCGGAGAUUGAUUGUUGCCAUGUCUCGUGCCCGAUUGGGUUUGUAUGUGUUUUGCCGCCGUUCUUUGUUUGAGCAAUGCUAUGAACUUCAGCCUACAUUCCAACAUUUACUUCAGAGACCUGAUUGCCUUGCUCUUAAUUUUAAUGAGACUACACCACACACAGAACGCCAUGUUGAAGAAACGGGGCCUGUCCAUCUUGUAAGCAGUGUUGAUGAGAUGAUCAGUAUCUACCAGCAGCUCUAUGCGGUGAAGUUUCAUCAGUAUGUGGCUCCUUCAAUUCUGCAAACAUCUAUGUCUGGGCAGGAUCCUAUGGAUGCAGAUAUCCCUGUAUCUGCUGAUGGGGUGCCAGAUGAUACACCGCAUGUAAGCAAUUCGGAACUGGAGGACAACGGCCGAAAAGUGGAUUCGUCAGUUGAGAAUCAUUCAAAUGGGGUGACAGAAAUGGAAACUAGUCUGGAUGAUGCUCAUGUGGUUCCCGAAAGCAAUUCAGACCAAGUGAGAAUGGAAGAGUAGUCUAGCAAAUGGUAGGGAAUUUGUUUUUCUUGGUUGCUAAAUCUGCUUUAGAUUUUGAGUUCGGUUCCUAGAGUGUACGGCAUUGGUAGCCAGAGAUGAAGUAUAUGAAGGCCAACAUGCCACACUUCAGUUUUGUCACUGUUUGUGGGAUUGAAAUCACUAAUUUGAGUGAACAUGUAUUCUGUACAGAGAAUCUUAUAAAAUUUCGUGUACC
Fragaria vesca subsp. vesca is the source of this 6758-nucleotide messenger RNA. Its product is annotated as intron-binding protein aquarius-like. The transcript has 22 exons. Gene Ontology annotation, biological process: mRNA splicing, via spliceosome. NCBI's taxonomy places the organism in Eukaryota, Viridiplantae, Streptophyta, Magnoliopsida, Rosales, Rosaceae. Gene Ontology annotation, cellular component: catalytic step 2 spliceosome. Bases 89 to 6544 code for a protein of 2151 amino acids. The record is from RefSeq and is a predicted model, not a curated record. Gene Ontology annotation, molecular function: helicase activity; mRNA binding.